Messenger RNA from Talaromyces marneffei, 615 nucleotides. RefSeq lists its product as uncharacterized. The transcript has a single exon. Bases 1 to 615 code for a protein of 204 amino acids. Gene Ontology annotation, molecular function: acyltransferase activity, transferring groups other than amino-acyl groups. Lineage: Eukaryota; Fungi; Ascomycota; Eurotiomycetes; Eurotiales; Trichocomaceae. The record is from RefSeq and is a predicted model, not a curated record.
AUGACAAUUGAUUUCUCACCACCGCCAUCGUUCAGUAUCCCAACAGAACACCUACACAUCUCAUACUUCCAGCCUGGAAACCCCGAACACACCGCUUUUACAUUGCACCUCUGGAGUAUUGAUGAAAUCACAAAAUAUAUCGGCAAGAGAGGGAUUGACUCUCUAGAAACGGCAGACGCAUUCAUCAGGAAUGAAGUGCAAGCAGACUACAACCGGACUGGAUAUGGUCGCUUUCUAGUCUCACUGAAACCGCAUCCUCAAGCGUCGCUUGCCGAAAGUAAACUGAUUGGAGUGGUCUCGUUGAUUUUGAGAGACCCGCCACAUGGCUACCCAUGCCCUGAUAUCGGCUACUCAUUUGUGCCACAGGAAUGGGGGAAAGGCUAUGCGCCUGAGGCUGCCAUUGCAUUGAUCGACUAUGCCCGUCGCGAGUUUGGCGUGAAAGGGGUUUUCGGCUUCUGUGACCCGGAUAACAAGCCCAGUCGUCGCGUCUUGGAAAAAAUAGGGCUUGAAUUCAAAGGCGAGAAAAAUCUACAAGCUUUUGAAGGUAAACGCAACGCAGUAUAUGCACUGCCGGAAAUGGGUUCGGACUUGAGCGUAUAUGGAAUAGAAGAUUAG